This is a messenger RNA of Eriocheir sinensis (Chinese mitten crab), 6970 nucleotides long. Its product is annotated as probable rhodanese domain-containing dual specificity protein phosphatase. The coding region runs from base 1404 to 2405 and encodes 333 amino acids. Gene Ontology annotation, molecular function: protein tyrosine/serine/threonine phosphatase activity. NCBI's taxonomy places the organism in Eukaryota, Metazoa, Arthropoda, Malacostraca, Decapoda, Varunidae. Gene Ontology annotation, cellular component: cytoplasm. The record is from RefSeq and is a predicted model, not a curated record. The transcript is spliced from 3 exons. Gene Ontology annotation, biological process: protein dephosphorylation.
UACAGUAGUGGCUGGAGGCUGAUCAAGGCAGGACGUAUCUUGCUUCUCUCGCCCUGCUCACCGUGACCUACCUGAUUGACGGAGCACUAGUAAAGGCAAGAGACAACAACAACAACAACAACAACAACAACAACAACAACAACAACAGUAAUAAUAACAAAAACAAUAACAAGAACAAAAAAAGAUCAAAAACAAUUACAAAAGUGUGAACAGAAAAAAAAAAUAGAUUUGUAAAUAUUCUGCGAAGUUAAGAAUUAAAGAAAAAAAAAAACAGUAUUGCAUGAAAAAAGAACAUGUGGAAAAGAUAUUAAAGAAAGUGAAAAGUAAUGAGAAAAUAAAGAGAAGGAAAGAAAGAAAAGAGAAUUAAUAGACAGAGAUAAGUAAAGAAAAAAAGACAAAUAAAGGAGGGAAAAGAAAGGAAAAGAAAGAAGUAGAGGAGGAAGAAGCUCAAGACGAAGAAAGAAAAUAAUGUAAGGAAGUGAAAGAUAAUGAAAGAGAUAGAAAAAGAAGGAAAAGAGAACUGAGAGACGGAGAUAAACAAAAAAAAAUAGGAGAAGAAUAGAAGAAGAGAAGGAAAAAUAGGGAAGUGAAGGAAGUAGAAGUUGAAGAGAAAGAAGAUAAAAAGAAGACCAAAAGAAAAGAAGAGAAAGAAGAUAAAAACGAAAAGAAAGGAGGAGAAAGAUUAAAAAAAGAAAACGAAAAGAAAGGAAGAGAAAGAAGAUAAAAAAGAAGACGAAAAGAAGAGAAAUGAGAUAAAAACGAAAAGAAAGGAGGAGAAAGAUUAAAAAAAGAAAACGAAAAGAAAGGAAGAGAAAGAAGAUAAAAAAAGAGAGGAAGAGAGAGAAGAUAAAAAAGAAAGGAAGAGAAAGAAGGCAAAAAGAAGACGAACUGAAAGAAGGAGAAGACGAAGAAGUGAAAAUAGAAGAGAAAAAAACUUUAAAUAAACUCAAAGAAAGAACAAAAGUAAGAAGAAGAGGAAGAAGGAAAAGUAAAAAAGAAGGAAAAAGCUAAAAAUAAACAAAAACAAACAAAAAAAGGAAGGAAAAGACAGAGGUAAAAAUAGAAACAGAAAAAAAACAAAAAAAAUAACCUAAAAAAGAACAAAAGGAAGGAAAAAAGGAAGAAGUAAAAGUAGAAAAGAAGGAAAAAAACAAAAAAAAGAACAGGAGGAAGAAAAACAGGAAAAUACAAUAAAAUCAGAAGAGAAAAAAAAGACCAAAAAAAGAAGAAAAAAAUAGAGGAAAAGAAAAAGAACAAUUAAAUAAAGACAGAAUCGUACAGUGACCGCCACCACCACCACCACCACGCCCUCGUCCUCCUCCCCCUCCACCUCCUCCUCCUCCACCUCCUCCUCCUGAAUGCCGUAAUGUAAGGAGGGAGGCGGACAAGGAGGCCAAGGGAGGAUGGGUUGCAAAGGAUCAAAGUCCAAGAAGAACGCUUAUGCAAGGGUCGCCCAGUACCAGAAAGAAUCGUGGGCGGCGGAGCGCGCGGUGCGGCGGCCGCCGGAGCCCCUGGACUGGGGCCUGGCGCCGCAGGGAUGUAUCACGCCCGCGGCGCUCCACAACAUGCUGACGGAUGGCUUCUACGCGCCAUACGCCGCCAACCCGCACUACCUGCUGUUGGUGGACUGCCGCCCCGACGAGGCCUUCGCCAAGCGGCGGCUGUCCUCGGCGCGGUGGCACGGCGCCCUGCACGACGCGCCCGACCCGCGCCUCGUCAACACCAUCGUUCUGUACGACGACCGGCCGCGCACCGCCACGCCGCCCGCCAUGGACGUCGACCCGCUGGCCCGCCUGUACCAUGAGCUGCGGCGGCAGAAGCUGGACCCGCUGGUGCUGGUGGGCGGGUGGGCGAUGCUGGAUGCCACGUGCCCGCACCUGCUGGAGGGCGGGGAGGGGCCGCCCAGUGAGCCCACGCCCUGGUACCCCGCCCAGGUGGUGCCGCGCCAGCUGUACCUGGGCCACGCCGAGAUGGCGGCGCACCCGCGCGUGCUGGCGGCGCUGCGCAUCACGCACAUCGUGGACGUAACGGAGCGGCUGCCGCCUCGCGUGCUGCCCGCAAUGAACUACCUGCUGGUGCCCGUGCCCGAGGACCCCGCCGCCGAGGGGGACGAGGGCGGCGCCGACCUGCUGGCCUCGCUGCCCACCAUCAUGGCCUUCGUGGGCGAGGCGCGCUCCCUCGGCGGCUGCGUGCUGGUGCACUGCGACCAGGGCCUGACGCGCGCCGCCGCGGUGGUCAUGGGCAUCCUGAUGGCGGAGCGGCGCUGCACACUGGAGGACGCCUUCUACUACGUGAAGGGCGCGCGCUCCGCCGUGCACCCGAGCCACAGCCUGCUGCAGCAGCUGGCGCGCUACGAGACGGAGCUGUUCGGGGUCUCGCUCACCCAAGCCGAGGACCUCUUCUGACCCCCCCGCGGCGGGUCCGCCGGCACAUAUCGGCAGUGCGUUGCAGCCUUCGAGUCCCCGCGGGGACCGCCAGCCUUCAGGUCUCUAGGAUGAGUGUAGCGGCGUCGCGUCCAAGCCGGUGCUCACGUGCCGGCGGUGUUUGUCUUUCAUACUCGUAAAUAAUCUUAAGUCUCAACACUGAUCGCCUCGAUUUACAAUGUCAACUCCCCUGGGCAGCAGUGACCCACUCGCCCCCUUCACCGCCAGGCUGCAGAAGUACCCUGGUCCAGCGUGACGGGCCUCGCCGCUCACCACCAGCCUCGGCGCGUCGCUGCUCGGACCGCCCACCGACACACACACCCAUAGCCCCUCCGGCGGGCGGCGCGGUGCUGAUCAUGGCCGCCCCGACCCUCCUCAGCCGACCACUCCCGAACGAACACGGACCUCCAGCCGAACACACGAUCAAGCGAGCCUCAGGGCGGGGCGUGAAGGGCCUGGCCGAGCUCCGCCACGAGACCUGCGUCAGGGCCACUCAGCCGCCCCCAGUGACGGAGCCCUGCCCAGCACCCUGAGCUCCAGCCCCUCUCCUGCACCUUCCUCCCAUCUGCACAGAGGGACACGAAGGAAAUCGACAAAGGAGGAAAAACAAGAAGGCUCCACUUGUCCUGGCCGAGCGAUGAAGUGUGCGACGCCGUAACCCUGCGCCUCCCCGCCCCACGCGUGCCCUGGUCCUCCCCUUCGAGACAGUGCCUUCAGAGAGGAGCAUUAGGACACCUUCACGCCGCCUAACACACACACACACACACACACACACACACACACACACACACACUACGGGGCUCUUCACCACAUUUCACUUACUCUUAACACCACACCCAACGCCUCUCUUUCCGUCAACAACCUUCCCGUCGACAGAGGAACAUAAACUCGGGGUGUUGCUGUUGGUGGUGGUUCGACGCUCUCCACAGGCCAGUCUUCAGAGCGGGACUGUUCUUAGCUAGUCAUACGCUUAGUAGGUCUAACUAUACAUGCAAAAACUAUAUACAUGAAAAAAAAAGGAUUAUCAACAGCCGGUGCAGAAAAUGUUUGAUAUCCAAUCUGUUUGUGUUCGUUUCCCCGUCUGUCUGUCUGUUUGUCUGUGGUGUUUCUCUCUACCGUGUUUGUUUGCGACGACCGGCCGGUGCUGUCCGCUCACCUCCUGAGACCUGUGUGUGUGUGUGUGUGUGUGUGUGUGUGUGUCUUGUUGUUGUUACUGAGCUUGUCUCAUUUCCUUUAUUUCCUACCUCACUCCAUCCCUUUGUGUGUAUGCGAGAGAGAGAGAGAGAGAGAGAGAGAGAGAGAGAGAGAGAGAGAGAGAGAGAGAGAGAGAGAGAGAGAGAGAGAGAGAGAGAGAGAGAGAAUAUAAACUGAAUGUAUCAAUGACAAAUGCAAAAAAAAAAUGUAUGUAUGAAUGACAAAAUAAAUAUAAAAAAGAGCCAGCAAACAAACAAAACGACAAAAAAAAUACUAUAUGGCCACGACUCAGGUUUUAUCCCUUUGACCUUUGACCUCUCCUGAAAACAUGACUUUACUGCUAGUCUGCACAUUGUCGAGCUUGGUAUCCGUGUAUACUAAAGUCCGUUCGCACUAACUUGGCGAAGAAGCUCCUCCCCCUUCCCUCCCUCCCGAUGCAAAUGAUUAGCCGACAACAGAUAGCUCCACCCACUUCCGCUCCUUUCUCACGUGAUUGGUUGACUGGGUAGAGUAGCUCCUCCCCCUUCCCUCCCUUCCGAUGCAAAUGAUUGGCUGAGAACAGAUAGCUCCACCUACUUUUCAUUCUCUCUUACGUGAUUGGGUGGCUGGAUAGAAUUGCUCCGCCCACUUUCCUACCUUCUCGGCAUGUGACUGGCUGAUUUGAUAGAUUAGCUCCACCCCUUUCCCUCCUUUCGGACGUAUGAUUACAUAGCCUUAGGUAGAGAGGAGGUGUGACUUUCGCAAACUAGCCAAUGUUAGUAAGAUUCAACCUUUCUCAGCAUCCACCAAUCACAUUCAGCUUGAGGUGGAAAGGGGGCGUGGCUUGCUUGUGUACUGGCCAAUGGUAUACACUCACUGGGGAAGGGGGAGGAGCUUACAUGCCAAGCAAACGUGAAUGGAGUAUAGUAGUUUUAAGACUGUACGAUACGAGUGUGAUAAUGAGUGUGUCUUUACGAUAAGGCUGUACAGACGUAGCUCAGAUAAGUUAACCAAAAGGAGCUUGCAUAAGGAGUGACCAAGGAAGAUGUGGCCUACGCUAGGAUAUGGGCAUUAAGGCUGACCGGGAUGUGGCUCAAAGUCAAAAAAAUAAAUAUAUAGUUUAGUCUACCCCGCGCAGUGGUGGCGGGAGGAGUUCUGUACCAGGGUGUGCUCGCCAAUUUGUACGCGCUGUUCCAAUCUGUACUGCCAAUAUGAAAAAUUAAACUGUCUGGAGAACUGAGCAGAAGCCAUGAAUUUAGAAUGUCAAAAUAAAGUUACUUGCCAGACUUUAUUUACUAUUUAAUGGUUCUGCUCAAUUUCCCGUAUUCUCAGUCAAUCAAGCCUCUCACUACGUACGACAAUUUUUCAAGACCAUAGAUACGCCUAUAAUCGGUUCCACUAGAGCUGGCGUGCCUAAUCCUUCAGGGGUGAACUCGCGGACUUGGUAUCAUUGCUUGGGUGACGGUACUGAUUUAAAGAGGUAGCAGAGAGUGAGAGAUAGUAGGCUAUGUCAAACAAUGUACUAUAGUGAAACCAGACUGGCGUAAUCUCAUAUGCUAGCUAUAACUUAUGAGAGGAAGAGAUAGGUGUUCUCAGCUUCGCAUUUUUCCCGAUUUCAGGCUAAAAAGUAUCUCACCCAUAAAACUAACGAUACCUAUUUAUAUGUAUUGCUAAAAGUGUUAAUUAUAGAGGGGUUUCUGCAGUCAUUAUGCGUUAGAAAUGGGAAAAUCUAGUUCGGUGAGUACGAUAUCGUGUCAUCCCUGGUCCUGAUUAAUUUUCAAGCGCGUACUAAGAGGAGGGGUCCGUACGAAUUGGCGAGCAUGCCGUAUAAGGAAUAUAUAAAUAAGUAAAUAGUGACUAAGGAACUUGCGGGAUCUACCUUAUAGGCCCCUUGUACAGUGUAUAUUUUUCCUACCUGCACAUAAUGUCAUCCGCCGCAGCUCCCUGUUGUCCACUCUCUCUCCCUUUAUCGUAGUCGAGUUGGAAUAAUGAUAAAACGGACUUAACUUGCCUAAACCCGCGUCUCGUGACCUUACCGGGACGAGGACUGGCCGAGGUCAACUGAGGUCAUCCCUAAGAGUGACCGCAAAAUGACCACUGCGUUAUUUGAUCACCUCGUUUGUUAUUUAUUCACUUUUACGGUUUGAUCUUGUUAUCCUGUUAUCUCGCCCUUGUCAGCCACUCAAUGCAUAUCAUGUACCUCAGAACAACUACUGUAUGACUUUUUUUUUUUUUUGCUAGAACUUUUUUUUUCAUUUCAUUCGGUAGUAGCCUACUUUUGAAUUUAUAGGUCAUUUCUUUUCCUCACUCCUCCUCUUCCUCCUCUUUUUUCUAACUAUUAACCUCCCUCCAGUAUCACUUAAUGCGGAACUCCACACUUCACAUCACACUUCAAGAGCACUUACUUCUUUUUUGAUGUAUUUUAUUUUUCCUUGAAAGGGUCCCCCCCCAAAUCCCUCUCCUUCCCAGCCUUGCAAUGCAUAUCACUGACCGACAAGUACAGGCUAGUUUGUCAUCUAUUCCCUCCAAGUAUCUACUAUUUCAUCUAUAUCCAUUGUUUUGUCUGUUCACGUUAACGUGGCGAGUAAGCUCCUCCCCCUCCCAUCCCUUCCAGCCUCGCGAUGCAUAUCAUUGGCUGACGUGAUGGAUAAGCCCUGCCCCUUUGCCUUCCUUGCUCUCGCGUGAUUGGCUGUUGUUUUCGCGCGUUUGACUUGACUGGCGCGCGCUGUGAGGACCAAGUGCGAGAAGGAGGCUAUGCAAAAUUAUCUCCACUUUAACUAUUAUUAUUUAUUACUUUGUUCCAGUCAAGUUUCUAGUUACCAUUUUACCAAGAUUUCGAAGUCACUGCUUGUACGAUUCUCAGAUUAUUAAUGUUGUUAUUGUUAUUGUUAUUAUUUAUAUUAUCACUGUUUUUAAUUUAUCGAUUAAUUACUUGUUUGGUAUUACUUUUUCGUCACCACCACGACCUUAGACUGUCUAUCAUAUUCAUUCAUUUUAUAUAUCCACUUACUUUUUUCGUGUUUUCUUAUUCUGUCACCACCAUAUGAGUGAUUUUAUUUAACUCUUUCACACAUAGUUUAGAGGAUAACACAUGAAAGUAUACAUGAACGCGGAUUUCCAUCAUGGUUCUCUUAAUUUCACCAAGACGUAUGGUCAGCAAGUCCUCGUCCCCGGCGGGCACAGGGUCGCCAGCCAGCCUCGCCACGCGGCACCAAGGAGUCUCGGGAAGCUCCUUGCAGUGUAUUGUGGCGGCCCCGAGCAUGGCAGGGCAGGGUCACGUUCUCGCCGCGGCAUAAUACAACCUACAAGCUGCAUUAUCCACUAUUACUGGCGUCUCUUUGAGGUUUACACGAAUAAAUGAUACUAACAACACG